CUGCCUGUCUCCGUGCGUGGGUGCGCGACAGGUCAGUCGAUGUCACUGUCGUAGCAUCGCAUUGCGCACUGCCAGGAGCACACGCGAACAUCCGAGGCCUGUGGCUCUCGGAUACUACCGCAGUGGCAAUGACUGUAUUCACUAGACAUGUGGCUCGCUUCAAAUUGCCCACCGGGUCGGGUCGUCGAACCAGACAAAUCUUACAUGUACCCCAGAUGACGCGCCGUGUUUGGCCCCCACUCCAACCGGCCUUCUCUUCCACCUCGCGCGCUUUCCGGGAGUCGGCACCCAUCUCUGGCUCUGAGUCGCCCCCAAAGCCUGGGGAUGCUCCACAGUCUCUCUUCAACAAGGCGAUAGAGUCUGCCGUUACCACGUUUGCGUCGGUGCUGGUGCUCGGCGUGGGGUUUGCUGCCGCCGGCUAUGUCUACCACAAGGCCUACAAGCAUAUGCAGCUAGCUAAGAUGGAGAACGCCUUUAAGCCUGGCGAUCCGGUCUUGGAGCUGGCCGCCUUUGGAAAGGAGAUACCUUCUCCACCUAUGCCCCAGCAUUGGGUACAGCGUGAAGAGCAAAGUAAGAUCGAUGCCAUCAUUGACGGAUCAGAAAGGGGCCACUACUAUCUUAUUAUGGGUGACAAGGGCUGUGGCAAAAGCAGUAUGCUGCUAGAAGGCAUGCGAAAGAUAGAGGGCGAAGGCUGCGCUAUGUUCGAAGCUCAUUCUGACCUAGAAUUGUUCCGGAUACGACUCGGUAAGGCUCUUGACUACGAAUUUCAUGAAGACUACAUCGGCGGCUACUUCAGCGAGCGGGGACCGCGGGAUACCACCGCCCUUCUCGAUAUUGAGCGCGCCAUGAACAAGCUGGAAAAAGUCGCUCUCCGGCAUCGCGAGAGGAAGAAAAAACCUCUCAUCAUCAUUAUAAACCAGACCCAGCUGAUUCGCGAUGACGAGGACGGGCGGGAUCUCCUUGAACUCCUCCAGCAAAGGGCGGAGCAGUGGGCCGCUGCGAACCUUGUCACAAUGAUUUUUAAUACAGACGACUACUGGGUGUUUGAGCGCUUCAAACAGCUAGCAACCAGAAUGGAAAUCAUUCCUGUGAUGGACUUGCCCAAGCAACAAGCACUAUCGGCAUUGCAGCGGUAUCGAUUCCGCUAUUUCAAGGAGAUACUCGAUAACCAGAUUCUGGAAGAUGUUUAUGACCGUGUCGGUGGGCGCCUUUCGUUUUUGAACCGGGUCGCAAAGUCCCGAGAUAUGCUAGGCACGUGCGACAGUAUAAUGGAAACCGAAAAGACGUGGUUCCUAAACCAAUGCUGGAUCCUGGGCUCCGAAAUGGACGAUGAUGUGAUGGAUCAGCAAAAAUGGGCUUCAGCGGCGAUGGUACUCGCACAAGCGCUUGUAGACAAGGAGGAGGAGAUGGAUAAGACAUACGAUGCUGAAACUGGACAUGUCCUCCCGAGCUACGCAAUGCAUAAAGCCCAGCAGAUCAUGACCAGAUCUGAUUUCAUCCGAGAACUCGAUCGAUUAAACCUCUUCACCAUUACCAGUUCAGCGCAGGUUCGCGCUAGCUCUGUGCCGAUGCAUCGAGCUUUCAAGGAGAUCUGUGCCGAGCCCGGCUUCCGGCAAUAUCUUACGGAUACGUUAGAUCGAAUCGCGGAUAUUGAAAGCUUGGGCCGCACACGAGAACUGGUAGCCAAGGAUCUCGUAUUAGGUGGUAUGUAUAAUGUCUCCAAGGCCCCAGGUGUAAGCGGCAAAUUUGAAGUCAAGUUGGAGCAAAAAGGAGAAGAACAUGAAGGCGAGACUUAAGAUGUUGAGAUUCGACGAACGAAGGUUGUAUCGAUUAUCUAAUGUGCUGAUGACCAGCAUGCUCUCGUUUGUAUGUAUUCAUAUGCUGUACAAAUCGUCUCCAUACCGACUGUACAUUAUUGUGUGAGUUUAAGCGAUACAAGCGAGGCUUUGGAAGAUAUAGAU
This is a messenger RNA of Xylaria bambusicola, 1961 nucleotides long. RefSeq lists its product as uncharacterized. The record is from RefSeq and is a predicted model, not a curated record. Bases 129 to 1796 code for a protein of 555 amino acids. NCBI's taxonomy places the organism in Eukaryota, Fungi, Ascomycota, Sordariomycetes, Xylariales, Xylariaceae. The transcript is spliced from 2 exons.